AUGACGCACCUCCAGUCGGUCGUCGCUACGUGCCAACUCUCCCUCCUGCACUUUCCCCAUAACCCCCUUAUACAGCACCGUCUACAGCAGUCUUCCAGACAGCUGGAACAGUAUCUGUCCUCUCGUGCCGCUGAUAUCGCCUUCAAAGCCAAGCUCAAAGUGGAGGGGGCCCGUGAGAUGGGUGUCCCGUCUCUCCUCAGUAGUCUCAAUUCCCAUAUCAAGGCCUCGCAAGUCUCCGCGAUCACACUCCCCUCUGGCCGCCUCACCUCCAACCUCAGCGAAAUCAACGCCCAUUGCACCUCCUUCUUCUCCAGCCUCUACGGUGCCCCUCCCCAACCCGCUCGUCCGUCGGAUUUCUGGCGUCACCUCCCCCCCUCGUCCCCACCGUCAGCUUUGCUUCUUCCCUUAAUGGCGCCCUUCUCGCUUGCCGAAAUUGAUCGUGCAAUGGCCUCUCUCGCCCCUGGCAAGACGCCCGGCAGCGAUGGCCUGCCCGGAGAUUUCUUCCGCACUUACCGUGCUCUCCUCGGUCCGGUCUUCCAUCAACUCUUCGCGUCAAUCUGGCGCUCCCAGUCGUUGCCCCCCUCUAUGAGAGGCGGCCGCACUGUCCUCAUCCCCAAACGACAGUCUUCCUCAAUGGUCGAGGAUCUUCGCCCUAUUACGCUCAUGAAUGCUGACUACAAAACCCUCGCCAUCUGCCUCGCCAACCGUCUUCAACCUGUUCUGCGCCACAUCAUCCACCCUGCCCAGACAGCCUUUGUGCGCGGUCGUAGCAUUGGCGAUACGAUCAAUGACACUCUCGAUUUAAUGGAAUGGGCAGUUGCCCGCUCCGUACCCCUCCUCGUACUCACAGUAGACAUCCGCAAAGCCUACGACCUGGUAGAUCGAGAGGAACAGCCUAACUGGAAUAAGUGCUCCAUCCUCCCCUUCAAUAUCCCGCAUCAGCAGAUUACGCACGCAGGCCCCAUUCCGGUGCGCCAACCUGAAGACGCUGAACGUAUUCUGGGUGUGUUUGUUCAGCAUUCCCAACCCGGAAACCUCUCCCCUUUAAUCGUUUUCUCCUUAAGCCGGACGGGCAACCCUUUGGUGGUCUCAAAGAAGAACUGCCUCUCCUCACCCUCCAACUCCGCCUCGGACAUCUCCUCACCCCCACAGAGUCUGGUCUUCGUCGCCUCUCCAGAGUUGAAAUUUUCCGUCGAUUCCCUACUGCCCGUUUCCCCUGCAGCAGACGUAUCCUCACUGCCAUUACCGAAGCGGUUCCUCUGGACUGGUGGGAGGUCCUCCUCCCUUUUCAACGCCCUCUGGGAUCCUUGUCUGCAGGAGAUUGGACUGUCCCUGUCUCCCCUCCUCCCCUCUCUCCCCCUCAACUACUACAGGUUCGCGUUACACUCCCAGGCGGUCUGGUGGUAG
Molecule: messenger RNA, 1407 nt
Organism: Closterium sp. NIES-65
Lineage: Eukaryota; Viridiplantae; Streptophyta; Zygnematophyceae; Desmidiales; Closteriaceae
Source: the annotation of a GenBank genome assembly